Messenger RNA from Seriola dumerili (greater amberjack), 3708 nucleotides. It is a transcript of the gene sowahca, whose product is annotated as ankyrin repeat domain-containing protein SOWAHC-like. Lineage: Eukaryota; Metazoa; Chordata; Actinopteri; Carangiformes; Carangidae. Gene Ontology annotation, molecular function: protein binding. Bases 144 to 1718 code for a protein of 524 amino acids. The transcript has 4 exons. The record is from RefSeq and is a predicted model, not a curated record.
GAGAAGAGGAGGAGGCCGGAGAAGAAGAUGCUGUCAUCCGUUGUCACCGACCCCAGUGAAUGACAACAACAUGAACAUGGAGUCAUUUUGAAACGUCCUUGUGCAACUUGAUUGUCGCUGCGCGGUGUUUGGGCCGUCCAAGGAUGAUGAUGGCGUCCCAGUGCAUGGAGCAAGCCGUGCAGGAGUUCCUGAUGGAGAGAGGAGGGAGGGUCCAACAGAUGGAGCUGAUCGAUCAUUUCCUAUCAGGUCUGGGGGAAAAUGACCAGUCGAAGGAAGAGGUGGAUCGCGAGGUGCUGAAACGCAUCGUGGACAACGUGGGUUUCGUGAAGGUGGAAAACGGUGUGAAAUUUGUGUGUUUGAAUACUGAAAGCAGCGCGGGGUCGGUGAUGCGUGCGGACGCGGACGGCUACGAUCAAGCAGAGUGUAACGGCAAUAUCCAGGAGACACUGGACAACAGUGUCAACGGCAACCCUGACAACGGACACCAAACAGGAGUACCCAGCCAACCUGGUGCAGGCCUGGACAAUGACAAGCAGUCAAAUGGCAAUGGGCAACCUGCAACCCCCUCCCAGAAUAAGGCCAACACAGGGACACCUACUUCUGGUGGAGAGGUGAAGCUGAGGGACAGGAGGAGGCGAGAGUCAGCCCCAGUUAUUGGGAUGCAAGAUGUGGACCAGGCUCACCCUGGAUGGCAAGUGAGAGGGGCACGUAGAGUGUCCAAAGGCUCCCAGCGUGCCAUGCUGACCAGCUGCCUAUCUGAAGACAGCGCCUUGGAAGGGCUGGACCCUGUUGGAGAUAUCAACACGCCCAAGGGAAGUCGCAGGAACUUCAUAGAGCUGAUGAUGAGUAGUUCUCCUCAGGUCCGGAGGUCUCUGAUCAAUCGUGGCUCACGCCUCCGGGACUCAGUUCGGAGUGAUGGCGAUUCGGCAUCACUCCUCUCAUCAGCCACUGAUGAAGACUGUGCCUCAGUGACCCUGGACCCACUAGAGCACGAGUGGAUGCUGUGCGCCUCAGAUGGCCUAUGGGAAAGCCUGCAGCCCCUGCUGUCUGUCGAACCCAGCCUAGUGGCCAAGAGAGACUUUGUGACCGGCUUUACCUGCCUCCACUGGGCGGCCAAGCAGGGCAAAGCUGAGCUGCUCUCCCAGCUGCUGGCCUUUGCCAAAGAGAAUGCUAUACCUGUGAAUGUAAACGUGAGAUCAAGUGCUGGAUACACACCGCUACACCUGGCAGCCAUGCAUGGACACACACAGGUGGUUCGUGUAUUGCUGUCAGACUGGGAGGCAGACCCUGAGGCUCGAGACUACAGCGGGAGGCGAGCCAUCCAGUACCUUUCCCCACCGCUGGCCGCUGACCUGCAGGAGGAAGGAGUGGUCACCUCACCGGGUGCCGAGUCAGACAGCGAAAACACUAAUGGCAGCAGUGGCGGAGGAGGACGCAGCUGGAGGUUUCCUAGAGUCCUCCAGGGCAAUCUGAAUCCAUUGCGGCUGCUGAAUCCACCAGCUGAGGCAGCAGAGGAGGCAGUCGGGACUGGGAAGACCAAAGGGGGAAUGCAGAGGAAGUCUUCUCUGAGCCGGCUGAACGCCCGGCUUCACAGAGGGCGCCACCGAGCCCAGAUCAUCCACAGCGCCUCCUUUCGCGACACGGGGGAGGUGGGAAGAGGAGAGGAGCUCCCCAGCAGUCCUCUCCGAACCCGACCGCUGUCCAACCUGUUUGGAUGAAUUUACAUCUGUGUGAACCAGCGACAUAGAUAUUUAAACCAGUUUGACAUGUUUUACAGGAUAAAGUUUACUCACCUUCAUAAGCUGACAGGUCAGACAUUUUUGUGACCAAAAUUAAUAGUACACAUCCUAAUAUAUAGUAUCAAGCUGUUUUUAAAGUUUUAUUAUUAUAGAAUUUUAAAUAAAUAACCACAAAUAUGUUUUUCUAAAAAUAAUAUAACUUAUUUUUGUUCCUUUUGCAGUUGUUAAGCUUAUGUUGACUACUAACUGGAGGACACUGUUCAUGUAGAUUUUUUAUUUUAUUUCAUUUUUUUGCUGCGACAGUUCAUUGAUUGAAAUCUGAUCUACUGCUCUUUGAAUUCAUUUUGAACUUGAUUUUUGUGUUAAUGGGUUUUUCUAUAUUUUUUAGGCUCUGUAGGUAGCAGGUAGCAAAUAUCACAUCGUUUUUUUCAUGUUUAAGACCUUACACUAGAACAAUGUUCACACAAAUGCAAAAGCAACAGGAACGAUUGUAUUUGGUUUUCACUUUAGUUUUCACUCACAGUGGCAAGGGAUUCGAAAAUAGCACUUGGUUUCAUUCAAUACAAUCAUGUUUUUGCAGAGUAAAUUAAUAUAUUUCUAGAACUUAUUUUCUAUAUUUCAACCUCCUGUGAUUGGUUGGUGCUGAAUUUUUUUAGUAUAUUUCUGUAAUGUGAAUGAGUCCUUUUUUUUAUUUUCAAGUAGCAGAUUUUCUUAUUCAAAGUGCUGUAACCACUGAAUGCUUGUCUGUUUAAACAACCAUGUACAGUCAUCAUGUUUGCACUUGUCACUUUGACGAUGGUUGAUGAUAAAGGGAGGAAACCACGACAGCUGUUUUUGGUCCCAGUUCAUAUUUACAUAUUAAUAUUGUAUACACAAUUUAAGUGGGUGACCAAAUUGUUACAAAUCUAGAUGUAUGUAUGUAAUCUACUGCAUAUAUAAAAGUAUAAAUGAGACAAUGUAAUUAUUCUAUAACUUUUCACCUAUUUUGAUCAAUAGUUGUCAAGAGUUAGCUGGUUACACUGAUAGGGGAAUAUUUCCAAGCUACCAUGGCUUUACCUGGAUCCAAUUACCUAUAUAAGGACUGAUCACUAUCACUGUUUCAAAGGGUGGAAGCACAGGGAAAGCUGACAAUGUCUAUAUACCUUUUUCUACUGACCAUAAUGUACCUCAGAUCCACGGAGUCUUGUUUACUUAUUGUUACAUUUCUUCUUUGUGGGGGAGUUUAAGUGGUAUGAGUCUCUGAAGGUCAGUUGCUGUGUUUCACAGUGUUUUAAGAUAUUUAAUUCUAUAUAUUUGACUAAUUUCAUUCCAAAAAUUAUUCUGAAUAAUGGCACAGAUUCACCAUUUUCAUGCACAAUUUACAGUUUAAUUCCCAGAGAAUAGAUACAUAAUGUAAAUGAGAAUUGGUCCAGGUCUAGACAACCAUCGACAUUGACACCCAGCAUGGCACUGAUCAGUUUUACAGUAAAUAUGCAAUCAAACAAACUGCAUCAUAUGAUAUUAAAUAUAAGGUCUAUACUGUCCAUGUGUAGAUCUAACUUUGCAUGUACACAAUCACUUGCUCUUUAACUAUGUCUGUUUCAUCUGUGAAUAUUGAAGAGUCUAGACCAGAAUAUGCUGUAUGUAGCUGAGGAGCACAUGACUUUUUGACUGUUUUCCCAAAUAUGUGAACCUUACUUACUCAAUGACACAUCCUAGAUUUCAUGAAUGUUCCUUUUUGUAACAUUUGUACUCAAAUCAUAGGGCUUCAUGUAAUUGUGUGGUUGACGCAUUUUGAUGUAGAAAUGUAUUAUACAGAUGUACUUUGACAUCACUUUUUCAUCUGCAUGAAUAUGGGAAAUGUAAAUGCUGUGCACUGUUAAUUUUUAAGUCUGUAAGACAUUGUGUCUGUCUUCUUUGUGAAAUACUGUGAAGUUGUUAUGUGGUGUGAAAACACUGUUGUCACUGCCAUUUUUCUCUUCAUUCUCAU